Messenger RNA from Peromyscus eremicus (cactus mouse), 3500 nucleotides. It is a transcript of the gene Med24, whose product is annotated as mediator complex subunit 24. The record is from RefSeq and is a predicted model, not a curated record. Gene Ontology annotation, molecular function: transcription coregulator activity. Lineage: Eukaryota; Metazoa; Chordata; Mammalia; Rodentia; Cricetidae. Bases 183 to 3146 code for a protein of 987 amino acids. Gene Ontology annotation, cellular component: mediator complex. The transcript is spliced from 26 exons.
GCCAAGAUGGCUCUGCCUACGACGUAGCAGUCGGCUUUCCGGUAGGCUUAAAUUUGGGGAGGUGGUGAAUGAAAGAAAAGGGAGAAUUACAACUUCAGGGCUGAGGAAGAAGCCCAUCUCUCCUCUGGCUCCAUUUUAAAGCUCCCACCUCGCCACCGGUCUCGCCUCCUUGGAGUGAAAUCAUGAAGGUGGUGAACCUGAGGCAAGCCAUUUUGCAGGCCUGGAAGGAACGUUGGAGUGACUACCAAUGGGCCAUCAACAUGAAGAAAUUCUUUCCUAGGGGAGCCACCUGGGACAUUCUCAACCUCGCAGAAGCACUCCUGGAGCAGGCCAUGAUUGGACCUUCCCCUAAUCCUCUCAUCCUGUCCUACCUGAAGUACGCCAUUAGUUCCCAGAUGGUGUCCUACUCCUCUGUGCUCACAGCUAUCAGUAAGUUUGAUGACUUUUCCCGGGACCUGUGUGUCCAGGCUUUGCUGGACAUCAUGGACAUGUUUUGUGACCGACUCAGUUGCCACGGCAAAGCAGAGGAAUGCAUCGGGCUGUGCCGAGCGCUUCUUAGCGCCCUCCACUGGCUGCUGCGUUGUACAGCAGCUUCUGCAGAGCGGCUCCAAGAAGGACUGGAGGCUGGCGCUCCAGCCACCGGAGAGAAGCAGCUUGCCUUGUGCCUGCAGUGCCUGGAAAAGACCCUUAGCAGCACCAAGAACCGAGCUCUACUGCACAUCGCCAAACUAGAGGAGGCCUCCUCCUGGACUGCCAUCGAGCAUUGUCUUUUAAAGCUCGGGGAGAUCCUGGCCAAUCUCAGCAACCCCCAGCUCCGGAGCCAGGCUGAGCAGUGUGGCACACUUAUCAGGAGUAUCCCCACCAUGCUGUCCGUGCACUCAGAGCAAUUGCACAAGACUGGCUUCCCCACCAUCCACGCGCUGAUCUUGCUUGAGGGCACCAUGAACCUGACAGGGGAGAUGCAGCCCCUGGUGGAGCAGCUGAUGAUGGUGAAGCGCAUGCAGCAUAUCCCCACCCCCCUUUUUGUCCUGGAAAUCUGGAAAGCCUGCUUUGUGGGACUCAUUGAGUCCCCCGAGGGUACGCAGGAGCUGAAGUGGACGGCUUUCACCUAUCUCAAGAUUCCACAGGUUUUGGUGAAGCUGAAGAAAUAUUUUCAUGGGGAAAAGGACUUCACUGAGGAUGUCAACUCCGCUUUUGAGUUCCUGCUGAAGCUCACGCCCUUGCUGGACAAAGCUGACCAGCGCUGCAAUUGUGACUGCACAAACUUCCUCCUCCAAGAGUGCAACAAGCAGGGACUUCUGUCCGAAGUCAAUUUUGCCAUCCUUGUGGGCAAGCGCACAGCAGAUCGAGACCCCCAGCUGAAAUCGUCAGAAAAUGCCAACAUCCAGCCUAACCCUGGGCUGAUCCUCCGGGCAGAGCCCACUGUCACGAACAUCCUCAAGACGAUGGAUGCAGACCACUCCAAGUCCCCGGAGGGGCUGCUGGGGGUCCUGGGCCACAUGCUGUCUGGGAAGAGCCUGGACUUGCUGCUGGCUGCUGCUGCCGCCACUGGGAAGCUUAAAUCCUUUGCCCGGAAAUUCAUCAAUCUGAACGAGUUCACUACCCAUGGCAGCGGAGAGAGCACGAAGACCGCCUCUGUCCGUGCCUUGCUCUUCGACAUCUCCUUCCUGAUGCUAUGCCACGUGGCCCAGACCUAUGGCUCCGAGGUGAUUCUCUCCGAGGCAAGCUCAGGAGAAGAAGUCCCCUUCUUUGAGACUUGGAUGCAGACCUGCAUGCCUGAGGAGGGCAAGAUUUUGAACCCUGACCACCCUUGCUUCCGGCCUGACUCCACCAAAGUAGAGUCCUUGGUGGCCUUGCUCAACAACUCCUCAGAGAUGAAACUAGUACAGAUGAAGUGGCAUGAAGCCUGCCUGAGCAUUUCAGCAGCCAUUUUGGAGAUCCUCAAUGCCUGGGAGAAUGGGGUUCUGGCCUUUGAGUCCAUCCAGAAAAUCACCGAUAAUAUCAAGGGAAAGGUAUGCAGUCUGGCAGUAUGUGCUGUGGCUUGGCUUGUGGCCCAUGUCCGGAUGCUGGGGCUGGAUGAGCGUGAGAAGUCCCUGCAGAUGAUCCGCCAGUUGGCAGGGCCCCUGUACAGUGAGAACACCCUGCAGUUCUACAAUGAGAGGGUGGUGAUUAUGAACUCAAUCUUGGAACACAUGUGUGCGGACGUGCUUCAGCAGACAGCCACACAGAUCAAGUUUCCGUCCACGGGCGUGGACACGAUGCCCUACUGGAACCUGCUUCCUCCCAAGCGCCCCAUCAAGGAGGUACUGACAGACAUCUUUGCCAAGGUACUGGAGAGGGGCUGGGUGGACAGCCGCUCCAUCCACAUCCUUGACACCCUGCUGCACAUGGGCGGCGUCUACUGGUUCUGCAACAACCUGGUUAAGGAGCUGCUGAAGGAGACUCGGAAGGAGCACACUCUGAGGGCGGUACAGCUCCUCUACUCCAUCUUCUGCCUGGACAUGCAGCAAGUGACCCUGGUCCUGCUGGGCCACAUCCUGCCGGGCCUGCUUACUGACUCCUCCAAGUGGCACAGUCUGAUGGACCCUCCUGGCACUGCAUUAGCCAAACUAGCUGUGUGGUGUGCCCUGAGUUCUUACUCCUCCUACAAGGGACAGGCGUCCUCACGCCAGAAGAAGAGGCACAGGGAAGACAUCGAGGACUAUAUCAGCCUCUUCCCCGUGGAAGACAUGCAGCCUUCGAAGCUUAUGAGACUGCUGAGCUCCAAUGAGGAUGACGCCAACAUUCUGUCCAGUCCUACUGACCGCUCCAUGAACAGCUCCCUCUCGGCUUCCCAGCUGCACACAGUCAACAUGAGGGACCCUCUGAACCGAGUCCUGGCCAACCUGUUCCUGCUCAUUUCCUCCAUCCUGGGUUCGCGCACCGCAGGCCCCCACACCCAGUUUGUGCAGUGGUUCAUGGAGGAGUGUGUAGACUGUCUGGAGCAGGACAGCAGGGGCAGCAUUCUGCAGUUCAUGCCCUUCACUACGGUAUCAGAACUGGUGAAGGUGUCUGCCAUGUCCAGCCCCAAGGUAGUGCUGGCCAUCACAGACCUCAGCCUGCCCCUGGGUCGGCAAGUGGCCGCCAAAGCCAUUGCUGCACUCUGACGAGCCCAGAGUGCCUGGAGGCUCCCAGCCCAGCGUCCCAGCGGGGAGAGUGAAGAUGAGCCCAGGCUGCCCCAUCCAGUGGUGCAAGGAUGUUUCCUCGGUCUGAGGCCCACCCCCACUCCUGCCUCUACUUACCGUGUCCUACCACCUCUCCCAGGUCCUUCUGUAAUUUUCUGUCCUUUCGACCAGAACCCAAAGACUGAGCGGUCCCGAUGGUUGCCCAAUUCUAGCAAUAGCUGAACUCAAAGGAGGGACUUUAUAGGGCCACAGUGUGUAUAUAAGUUUAUUUUUAUAAUUCUGAGGGGGAAUCCCUCUUGGUUCAUUUGUAAAUAAAGACUCUUGUGGCUCUUGUGA